This is a messenger RNA of Brassica oleracea var. oleracea, 1362 nucleotides long. RefSeq names its product serine acetyltransferase 1, chloroplastic-like. NCBI's taxonomy places the organism in Eukaryota, Viridiplantae, Streptophyta, Magnoliopsida, Brassicales, Brassicaceae. The transcript has a single exon. The record is from RefSeq and is a predicted model, not a curated record. Gene Ontology annotation, molecular function: L-serine O-acetyltransferase activity. Bases 210 to 1163 code for a protein of 317 amino acids. Gene Ontology annotation, cellular component: cytosol; cytoplasm.
AAAACUGAAAGCGUCUUUGCUUGUCAUAUCAAGUUAACAACCUCUUACAAUUUAACACAAAAACAUUAAGAAUACAAAACACACAGCAAAACAAUAUUUUAUUACUCAGAAGUCGUGGCCAUCUCUCCUAUAUAAAGCUUAGUUCAUCUUCUUCUCCACACAACCAACCAUUCACCACUUCCCUCUUCUUCCAAAGCCCAAAUAUUUUAAUGGCACCCUGCAUCUACACGUCCAAUACCCAUCUAUCUCAAGACGACAAUUCUCGGUCCCGUUACAUGAAUCUAUUCCCUGAUCGGAUUCAACGAACACACAUCACGAAAACCUACAACUCAAACUCUCUGGACGGUGAAGAUGAUGAUGUCUGGGUUAAGAUGCUAGAAGAAGCUAAAUCCGACGUUGAGCAAGAACCCAUUUUGUCAAACUACUACUACUCUUCCAUUACGUCGCAUCGCUCGUUAGACACCGCUUUGGCGAACAUUCUCUCCGUAAAGCUCAGCACUUUAACCUUACAAAGCAACACCCUCUUCGAACUCUUCAUCGGCGUCUUACAAGAAAGCCCAGAGAUCAUGGAAUCUGUGAAGCGGGACCUGUUAGCAGCAAAGGAAAGAGACCCAGCUUGCUUAAGCUACGUCCAUUGCUUCCUAAGCUUCAAAGGCUUCCUCGCUUGUCAAUCUCAUCGCAUCGCUCACAAGCUCUGGUCUCAAGACAGAAAGAUCCUCGCUUCACUCAUCCAAAACAGAGUUUCCGAAGCUUUCGCCGUCGAUAUUCACCCGGGAGCGAAGAUCGGAGAUGGGAUUUUGCUAGACCACGCGACGGGGGUGGUGAUCGGAGAGACGGCGGUGGUUGGACACAACGUUUCGAUUCUCCACGGCGUGACGCUGGGAGGAACAGGGAAGCAGUGCGGCGAUAGGCAUCCGAAGAUCGGCGAUGGAGUCUUGAUCGGAGCCGGGAGUUGUAUACUGGGGAAUAUUACGAUCGGAGAGGGAGCUAAGGUUGGAUCGGGGUCGGUGGUGCUUAAGGACGUGCCGCCGCGUACGACGGCGGUUGGAAACCCGGCGAGAUUGAUUGGGGGGAAGGAGAAUCCGAAAACGGUAGAUAAGAUUCCAGGUUUGACCAUGGACCAGACAUCGUAUUUGACCCAAUGGUCUGAUUAUGUUAUCUAAACACAACAACAAGUGUAAUAAUUGUCCCUUGCGCUGCGUUUUCCUCUAAAAGCUAAGAUUAAUCUCAUUUGAGUAGUCUUAAGUUAACUCUUUAACCAAUUUGCUGAAAAUGAAAGUAUGAAGACUGAAUAAUGAAUCAGUGAUCAUGCGGAAGUGGCAGAGGAAGAGCAGCUAUCCAAAAUUGGUGACCUUCAUCAAA